AUGGCUCCCCUGUGCCCCAGCCCCCGGCUCCCUCUGUGGAUUCCGGCCCCUGUCCCAGGCCCGGCUGUGCAAUUGCUGCUGUUACUGCUCCUUCUGGUGCCUGCCCAUCCCCAGAGCCUGCUCUGGAUGCAGGGUGCUCCCACCACAGGAGGAGAUUCAUCUGGGGAAGAUGAUCCACUUGGUGAGGAGGACCUGCCCAGUGAAGAGGAUAUACCUGAAGAGGAGGACUCACCUGGAGAAGAGGACCUACCUGGAUUGAAGACGGACCUAGGAGAAGAGAAUUCUCUGAAGUUAGAGGAUCUACCAACUAUUGAGGCACCCAGGGACACUGAAGGCCCCCAGAAUAACGCCCACAGAGACGAAAAAGGGGAUGGCCACAGUCAUUGGCGUUAUGGAGGCGCUCCGCCAUGGCCCCAGGUGUCCCCAGCCUGCGCUGGCCGCUUUCAAUCCCCGGUAGACAUCCGCCCGGAGCUCACUGCGUUUUGUCCAGCCCUGCGACCCCUGGAACUCCUUGGCUUUGAGCUCCCGCCACAACCAAAACUGCGCCUGUGCAACAAUGGCCACACCGUGCAGCUGAGUCUGCCUUCCGGGCUGAAGAUGGCCUUGGGUCCUGGACAGGAGUACCGGGCCCUGCAGUUACAUUUGCACUGGGGGGCCGCGGGUCGCCCGGGCUCGGAACACACGGUUGAUGGUCACCGUUUUCCUGCCGAGAUUCACGUGGUUCACCUCAGCACUGCAUUUGAGGAAUUUGACGAGGCCUUGGGGCGCCCAGGGGGCUUGGCCGUCUUGGCCGCCUUUCUGCAGGAAGGCCCAGAAGAAAACAGUGCCUAUGAACAGCUGCUGUCACGUUUGGGAGAAAUCACUGAGGAAGACUCUGAGACUUGGGUCCCAGGACUGGAUGUAUCUGCACUGCUGCCCUCUGACCUCAGCCGCUACUUCCGAUACGAGGGGUCUCUCACCACACCCCCCUGUGCCCAAGGGGUCAUCUGGACUGUGUUCAACCAGACAGUAAAGCUGAGUGCUAAGCAGCUCCACACCCUCUCUGACUCCCUGUGGGGACCUGAUGACUCCCGGUUGCAGAUGAACUUCCGGGCUACGCAGCCUUUGAAUGGGCGAAUAAUUGAGGCCUCCUUCCCUGCUGGCGUGGAUGGCAGCCCUAGGACUGUUGAACCAGUCCACCUGAAUUCCUGUCUCGCUGCUGGCGACAUCCUGGCCCUGGUUUUUGGCCUCCUCUUUGCUGUUACCAGCAUCGCCUUCCUUGUGCAAAUGAGAAGGCAGCAAAGACACCCAAGUGAGACCAAAGGGAGUGUUAGCUACCACCCAGCAGAGGUCACAGAGACUGUUGCCUAGAGGCCUGCCACUUGGAGAAUACUUAGAGAAGCUGGUCAGAGGAAUCCGAGGGGCAGCUGAAGACUGUUCUG
Messenger RNA from Budorcas taxicolor (takin), 1421 nucleotides. RefSeq names its product carbonic anhydrase 9 (gene CA9). Lineage: Eukaryota; Metazoa; Chordata; Mammalia; Artiodactyla; Bovidae. Bases 1 to 1350 code for a protein of 449 amino acids. Gene Ontology annotation, molecular function: carbonate dehydratase activity; zinc ion binding. The transcript has 11 exons. Gene Ontology annotation, cellular component: plasma membrane. The record is from RefSeq and is a predicted model, not a curated record.